CGGCUCCAGCGUGGGACAGCUGCCGCUUGAACCAGUGCCAGCAGCGGCGGAAGGCGAGUCAAAGAGGCCGACGAGGGCGCGGCACUCUUCGGCGAGGAGCGUCGAGUCGAAGAGGAGGAUCUGCGAGGCAAGGAGCGUUGUCGGCGGGCCCAGCGUGCGCGGCUUCUUGCCCGUCCAGACACUGGGUGGAAAGACGUACGGCGCGGCCUUGGCUGGGACGGCCUUUGUCUGGGAUUUUUGCUUGCCCAUGCAGAAGUGGUAGCGGUCACUCCUUCUGGCGGCAAAAGCUAGCUCACGAGAGACGGUCGACAAAAAAAGUAAAACAAAGUGGAGCAGGCAGCAGCAGCCACACGCGCCGAGUCUUCUCACUUCAUCUCCAACACACACGUCCGACGCUGAGUAGUGUAGCCCAUGGCGAGCCAGCAGCUGCACGCGGCAGCCUCUUGGCAGAAGCUGGCGGGCAGCCUCUCGCUCGAGGAGUCGUCGGGCAUCCUGCGGUGGCAGCCUUCGUCUUCGUCGUCGACGACAUCGCCCAUCGUCGUGGCGCCGGGCUCCAUCAUUGGCAUCCUCAUCAGCAAGCCCGAUGCGCCCAGGGUCUCGCUCAAGGUCAGGCUGAAUGGUCCUCUGGCGCCCGACGACAAGGACAGUGUCCUGUUCGAGUACACGGGUGGGGGCAGCGGGGACAGACAAAGGGCCCUCGAUGAUCGCGAGCGGUUCAAGGAUCGCCUGUCGGAGAUUGCGUCCAAGAACAAGGCUAGCACCAGCACAAGCAAUAGCACCAGCACGUCGACGCCAGCCGCAGUUCCCUCGCCUGCGCCUGCUUCUCCUGCUGUAGCAACCAGUAUCGCCGACAAGGGAAAGGCCAGGGCGUCUCCGGCUGUCUCGGCAGAGAAGCGGCAAAGGGAGGAGCUCGAUCUGCGCAUCCGCGUGCUGCAGGCCAACCCUACGUUGGCCUUGCUGCAUCGCCAGGUCGUCAUGUCCAAGCAAAUCACCGACGUCGAGUUCUGGUCCCACCCUGCCCGGGCUGCGCUGCUCAACGCCGAGCGGGCGUCGGCCUCGCAGCGAGCGGGCAGGAACGCACGCAUCGCCGACCCGCGACCGUCGACAAACGAGGCCGGCGAGACGCGCAUCAACAUGACCCCCGAGCUCGUCCGGGAUCUCAAGGCGCAGUUUCCCGUCGUCGCGCGCGCCUUUGAGGAGAAUGUGCCCGAGGUCAUGGAGGAGGAGGAGUUCUGGCGGAGGUACUUUUCCUCCAAGCUCUACCACCGGCUGCGCUCCUCGGCGCGCUCAAAGGCCUCGCAGCACAUCAUCAAGCAGGACGACGUCUUUGACCGCUACCUCGAAGACGAAGACGAUGGCAUCGAGCCGAGGAGAAAGCAGUUUGACGCCCACGACCGCUUCCUCGAUCUCGGCGCCACGGCCGAGGACCACCAGGAGACGGGAAACGAAAAGGACUGGACGAUGCGCGCGGGCGGCGAGCGAAAGACGCUGCCGCUCAUCCGCCGCUUCAACGACCACAGCCAGAGCCUCCUCGACUCGGCCCUGGGCGAGCAGGAGGAGGCGCAGAGGCGCAAGCGCAAAAAGACGGGCGGCGUCGACCAGGAGUAUGGCGAUGGCGAUGACGAUGACGAGGAGGAAGAAGAAGAAGACUCGAGGAUCGUGAUUGAAGAGCUGGGCGAGGAGGGUACGACACAAAGGCAAUGGCUCGACAUGCGCGACCAGCGGCAGCUCUUUGAGAGCAGGAUGGGCGGCACCAAUGCCCGAGUCGAUGCGACGAAUGUGACGGAGAGUGACGUGCGCAGAAUGGUCGACAGUACUCGGGCUGCCUGGUCGCUGUCUCUCUCCGACUUUGACGCAGGCGAUGCCGCGGGCGCCAUGAAGUCGAUGCUCUCCAACAUUCGCGCCCGCAACGAGGCACGGGCGCUGCGCGGCGGGGGAGCCGACCUGCCGUCGAAGAUCCAGAGCCGACUGACAAGCUCGCAGGCAACCACGACGGAGUUCCUCCGCCACUUUUGGGCCGCCAUUGCACCGCAGCCCUCUACGUCAGAGACGACAGGCGGCGGUGACGAGGAGCAGCAGCAAACGCCGAAGGAGCGCAAGGUCAAGGCGGCAAAGAUGAGCGCCAAGCUCGCCAGCCUCGUCGUGGAUGGCAAGACGGUGCCGAGGAAGAGAGCCAUGGAGGACAUGGAGCGCGACGCCGAGCAGGCGCUUCCGGGCUCUGGCCGCGAGCGCGUUAGAGCAGCACUUGGUCCGACGGAGCAGGCUGUCCGGAGAGCACUGACACUGGCACAGUCUCAGGCAGGAGCCCAGUGAGAAAUAGAAGAUGAAGUGUAGUAUAGUUGCAGUUGUCAAUUGUACAAGAGAGAGAGACCUCCGAUCAUCGUCUUCUGGCCUCCUUUGCCGUCCGCUUUCUCUGGAGCUCUUCUCGCAGGAGCGACAGGUCCUGAUCUGCCCCCGACGAGGCUCCCUUGUUCGUCUGUGCCCGCCUUGCGUCGUCGUAGCGCUGCUGGAGCUGUUCCUCGCUCAUGCCCUCGAGCUCG
Molecule: messenger RNA, 2540 nt
Organism: Acaromyces ingoldii
Lineage: Eukaryota; Fungi; Basidiomycota; Exobasidiomycetes; Exobasidiales; Cryptobasidiaceae
Exons: 3
Coding region: 412-2313 (633 amino acids)
Biological process (GO): transcription by RNA polymerase I; nucleotide-excision repair; transcription by RNA polymerase II
Cellular component (GO): transcription factor TFIIH core complex; transcription factor TFIIH holo complex
Source: RefSeq, a predicted model, not a curated record